Messenger RNA from Penicillium diatomitis, 1143 nucleotides. It is a transcript of the gene argB, whose product is annotated as ornithine carbamoyltransferase. The coding region runs from base 1 to 1143 and encodes 380 amino acids. The record is from RefSeq and is a predicted model, not a curated record. Gene Ontology annotation, biological process: L-citrulline biosynthetic process. The transcript has a single exon. NCBI's taxonomy places the organism in Eukaryota, Fungi, Ascomycota, Eurotiomycetes, Eurotiales, Aspergillaceae. Gene Ontology annotation, cellular component: mitochondrion. Gene Ontology annotation, molecular function: amino acid binding; ornithine carbamoyltransferase activity.
AUGGCGAGCGGUCUCAAAGCUGCCACCCGUUAUGGCGCCCAAAGUGUAAUUCAAUUGGCUGGCUCCACCUCUUCCACGACUCGAACUCUUCAAGCUAAUGGACUUCGACGAUUUGCUCACCAGAGCCAAACCACGCCUCCUACAUCCCCCUUUGCUCCUCGCCAUCUUCUCUCCAUUGCCGACUUAACACCUGCGGAAUUUGCAACUCUGGUCCGCAAUGCUGCUUCGCACAAACGAACCAUCAAAUCGGGAGCCAUCCCACAGAGCCUGUUGGGGUCAAUGUCGGGCAAAACCGUGGCCAUGAUGUUCAACAAACGAAGCACUCGCACCCGAGUGUCUACCGAGGCUGCUACGGUGCAGAUGGGGGGUCACCCCAUGUUCUUGGGCAAGGACGACAUCCAGCUCGGUGUCAAUGAGUCCGUCUAUGACACUUCCGUUGUCAUCUCGUCAAUGGUCUCGUGCAUUGUCGCGCGCGUCGCGAAGCACUCGGACGUGGCUGAUCUGGCCAAGCACUCCUCGGUUCCCGUGAUUAACGCUCUGUGUGACUCCUUCCAUCCUCUGCAGAUUAUCGCCGACUUCCUCACCAUCUACGAGAGCUUUACCCCGAAGGCACACGGCCUAUCCAGUCUCGGUUUGGAGGGGCUGAAGAUCGCGUGGGUGGGAGACGCGAACAACGUUCUGUUUGAUCUGGCUAUCGGUGCCACCAAGAUGGGCGUUGACAUGGCGGUCGCCACGCCCAAGGGAUACGAGAUCCCCAACGAGAUGCUGGACAUCAUUCAGCGGGCGGGUGAGGGGGUUGCGGCUCCUGGCAAAUUGACCCAAACCAACGUUCCUGAAGAGGCGGUCAAGGACGCGGACAUCCUGGUCACCGACACUUGGGUGUCCAUGGGCCAGGAGGAGGAGGCCAAGAAGCGCAUGAAGGCCUUUGAGGGCUUCCAAAUUACCACUGAGCUUGCCCAGCGAGGUGGAGCCAAGGAAAGCUGGAAAUUCAUGCACUGUCUGCCCCGACACCCCGAGGAAGUCAGUGAUGAAGUCUUCUAUAGCCCUCGUUCAUUGGUGUUCCCUGAAGCGGAGAACCGCCUCUGGGCUGCGAUUGCGGCGUUGGAAGGCUUUGUUGUGAACAAGGGUAAGAUCGUGGAGUGA